Messenger RNA from Tigriopus californicus, 1668 nucleotides. Its product is annotated as N-acetyllactosaminide beta-1,6-N-acetylglucosaminyl-transferase-like. Lineage: Eukaryota; Metazoa; Arthropoda; Copepoda; Harpacticoida; Harpacticidae. The coding region runs from base 112 to 1257 and encodes 381 amino acids. The transcript is spliced from 2 exons. Gene Ontology annotation, molecular function: acetylglucosaminyltransferase activity. Gene Ontology annotation, cellular component: membrane. The record is from RefSeq and is a predicted model, not a curated record.
AUGCCCUCCGCAUUCAGUGACAAGUUUAGGCUCGUUGGAAAAUAACGAUACGAGAAAUUUAGCAAGUCAUAUUUGAGUUCAAUCGCAGCAAGGUUAUUCACACCAACAACAAUGAAGUUUGGACCUUCAGUGUUUUGUGUGGUUUUGUUGGAGGUUUCUAUGGUUUUGAUCCAACAAGUCAUACGGCAUCAACGGCAUUUUAGUCCGAAAAUUGUCAAAGAACCCAUAUUUCAUAUAAAUGACAAUGCCAGCUUUAUGAGCGAAGGGAGUAUUAUCCAACGAACCCAGGUCUGCUCAAAUUACAUGCAUUAUCUUAACAACUCAUUUCCCAAGAAACUUCACAAAAAUGAGCUUAAUUACCCUUUGGCAUUUGCCAUUUCCACUCACCAUCAAGUGGGAAUCUUGGAACUCUUUCUAGCUUUAUCUUUUCAUCCCAUGGACUCAUAUUGCAUUCACGUUGAUGCCAAAGCAAACAGCCAGGUACACAGUGCCGUGGCUCAUUUAGUGAAAUGCUACCAAUGGAAGUACUCAGGAGCGACCAUUUUUACAGUGAAGAAUCCAUUGGCAGUGUAUUGGGGACAUUAUUCGGUCCUUCAAGCGGAUCUUAAGUGUAUGCAACUUCUACGUUCAAAAAAUGUCCAGUGGCGAAUCCUCGUAAAUCCUGCAGCCACAGAAUUGCCAUUAAAGCCUAUUUCAAAUAUUCGAAAAUAUUUGAAAACCUUCCCUAAUGGUAUUAUUGAUUCCUUCUCGGUUCCAAAGGGCAAUAAGUACAGGUUUAACCUCUCAGUGGAAUUGCAACAAGCUGGCUCGAGCUUUUUUGACCGACGAAUAACCGUGACAGACAAAGUGAAAAACUUACCUCCCGCAAACAUCACCAUCAGAAAAGGGUCCAAAAAUGUGGCAUUACCAAGAGAGCUGGUCGAUUUCAUUUUGGAUUCUCAAUUUUCACAUGGGCUGUUAAAGUGGCUAGAAGACAGUCUUGUUCCAGACGAGCAUUUCUACUCCACCAUCAUGACCAUAUUGAAAAAUGGCACCCAAGAUUUGAACACUGAUUUCACUCAUGGUGGUUGCGUGAGAUUGAGUUGGUGGGGUCGUGGGAAUUGUAGUGGGAAAAAUAUACGAGGUGUUUGUAACUUCGGGUUGGGAGACUUGUCGGAACUUCAUAAAAAUCGUAAUUGUUUGUUUGCAAAUAAAUUCAACUUGCAAGUGGAUCCAUUGGCACCGUUAGUACACGCAAAAUACUUAAUUGACACGUAAAAGCAAAAUUGCAAGUUUUGUUAUUCCAUAUUAAACUCGAGGUUCGUUGUCCUGAGCCCAAUUCUUUACAUUAUUUUUCAUUCACUCUCACUGCCGAUCUGGGCCUGAUGAUCAGGCAUCCACCACAGACCAAGACCAAGAGUGUGCAAUCAAAGCAAGCCAGGCAGACUGCAGUAAAAAUUCCAUAACUUAACACAAAGGCACCCGAAGGUACGUAAAAAAGUAAAAGCAACAACAAAAGUAAUGCGCGUUGCUGCAAAUAUGUAGAAGUUAGUUUUUUUUGAUCAUGUCACACCUGCCAAAUAUCUUAAAAUGUUAUUAAUAGCAAAUACAAAUUUAUUGGUUUCAAUUAGAAUUUAUUGCAAUUAGAUAAUUUCAAAUGUUGUCAAUUAUAGUAACAAUAAACAGUUA